AUGCCAGUUGACAAGAUUCGAGUCUUUGGCGAUGCUCGCAUCGAGUACAAGUCGGCUACGGUGAAUGGCCACAAAUACAGCUACAUCCUCAGUCAACCUCAAUCGGGCAAAUACAGAGCUACAAUCUUCCUGAUCCAUGGCUUCCCCGAUAUCUCCAUGGGAUGGCGCUACCAAAUCCCCAUGCUAGUGGACAUGGGUUUGCGAGUCGUCGCACCAGACUGCCUCGGCUACGGCCGAACGGACGCACCCGACGACUAUAAACUUUACUCUCACAAACGCUGCGCGGAUGAUAUCAAGGCGCUUGCCUCUCAUCUCGGCGAGUCCAAAGUCAUCCUGGGCGGCCAUGACUGGGGCGCGGCACUGUCCUACCGAAUUGCCCUCUGGCAUCCAGAAUUGAUCAGCCACCUCUUCACCGUCUGCGUGCCUUACGCCCGGCCCCAGUCGACGUAUCUUCCGCUGGAGGACCUGGUGCAAAAUGCAGCCCCGCAUUUUGCCUAUCAGCUGCAAUUUGCCAGCGGAGACCUUGAGAAGGUUAUUCGUUCUAAGGGCGAGAUUAAGCAGUUCCUGAGUGCGCUUUAUGGUGGUCGGACGGAGAAGGGGGAGUUUGGAUUCGAUGCUGAGAAAGGCGUGUUAUUGGAUAAGGUGUCCGGGCUGAAGCCUUCGCGUUUGUUGAGUGAAGAGGAGUUGGACUACUAUGCGAGCGAGUUCUCCAGGAGCGGUGUUCACGGACCAUUGAAUUGGUAUCGAACCCGCAAAGUCAAUUACGAAGAAGAACUGGCCAUUCUUGAUCGCCAGAUUACCAUCCCCGUUCUUUUCAUUCAGGCUCUCAAGGAUCAGGCUCUCCCGCCUCACUUGGGCAAAUCAAUGGCCAAGCACGUUCCCAACUUGACUAUUAAACAGGUCAACACCGCUCACUGGGCGUUGUGGGAGAAGCCCAAGGAGGUGAAUAGCAUUAUUUCGACUUGGUUGAAGGAGGUUGCUCUUGUGGAUGGCCGCUCGGGAAAGCUUUGA
This is a messenger RNA of Penicillium daleae, 1011 nucleotides long. RefSeq names its product alpha/beta fold hydrolase. The coding region runs from base 1 to 1011 and encodes 336 amino acids. The transcript has 7 exons. Gene Ontology annotation, molecular function: catalytic activity. NCBI's taxonomy places the organism in Eukaryota, Fungi, Ascomycota, Eurotiomycetes, Eurotiales, Aspergillaceae. The record is from RefSeq and is a predicted model, not a curated record.